Molecule: messenger RNA, 1963 nt
Organism: Dendroctonus ponderosae (mountain pine beetle)
Lineage: Eukaryota; Metazoa; Arthropoda; Insecta; Coleoptera; Curculionidae
Gene: rngo
Product: protein DDI1 homolog 2
Exons: 6
Coding region: 334-1674 (446 amino acids)
Biological process (GO): proteolysis
Molecular function (GO): aspartic-type endopeptidase activity; protein binding
Source: RefSeq, a predicted model, not a curated record
AUUUAUCAAAGGAAGGGGAAGUUGACAUUUAAGGUCAUUAUAUCCUGUAGUUUUCGUGCUGUUGGGAGACAAUAACUUGUAAAUCUGAAGUUGUAAUUUCCUUUGUAAAUCCAUCGCGCGUUCUAAAAAUAAACUGUUUAUCUGGAUCAUCGGAAUCGAAACACGUUAAAAAUUUGGAUGAGACAAGUAAAGACAAAGAAAAUGCCGCUGGCGCAGACGACCAUCCGACAGUGAUUUGGCAGAUAGUUUAGCGUUUUCCAAAACAUGCUCAAUUUGUGGAAGCAGUAGCUUAUAUUUGUUCAUACCGAUAGUCAGAAAAACUAAAUCGAAAACAUGAAGGUAACUGUGACAACUUUAACGGAUUUCAUUUUUGUGUUGGACGUGUCAGAGGAAUUGGAGUUGGAAAACUUCAAAGCUUUUUGCGAAAUUGAAUCGGGAUUUCCUGCCUCGGAAAUCGUGAUUGCUUUCAAUGGAAUGCCCUUAAUGGAUAACAAGAAGUCGCUGAAGGACCUUGGGAUACGUGACGGGGAUGCAGUUAUUUUGCAGCACAUGCUUUCCGGAUCUCAAACUAACAUUGAUCAAAACUCCUCCGUUUCAAGUUUUGACUUCAGCAACAUUCAAGUUCCUAACAGUAUGCGAAACAGAAACACCGAAGAUGACCCUGUUUUGAUAAGGGACAUGUUUUUGGCUAAUCCAGAUCAGCUUGCUUUGUUGAAGCAAAACAAUCCGCGCCUAGCCGAUGCCUUGCUCAGUGGAAACAUUGAUACAUUUGCGUCUGUAUUAAAAGAUCAAGUAACAGCAAGGCAGGAAAGAGAACAACAAAGACUGAGAAUGGCGAAUGCUGAUCCCUUUGAUACCGAAGCUCAAAGACUUAUAGCUGAAGAAAUUAGACAAAAAAAUAUUGAAGCUAACAUGGAAGCAGCCAUGGAAUAUAAUCCUGAGUCCUUUGGCACUGUCGUUAUGCUAUAUAUUAACUGCCAUGUUAACGGGUUUCCAGUAAAAGCUUUUAUUGACUCAGGUGCUCAAACCACAAUAAUGUCCAGCAGAUGUGCGGAACGAUGCAACAUAAUGAGGUUGGUAGACACAAGAUGGGCAGGCAUAGCCAAAGGUGUUGGAGUACAAAGGAUUAUUGGCAGAAUUCAUAUGGUGCAGAUUCAGAUUGAAAAUGUUUAUCUGACCACUAGUUUUUCAGUACUAGAAGAGCAACCAAUGGAUAUGUUGUUGGGUCUUGAUAUGCUCAAACGGCAUCAAUGUUGUAUCGAUCUGCACGCGAAUGUACUGAGAAUUGGAACCACCAGCACUGAAACUCCAUUUUUAUCCGAAAGCGAUCUCCCAGACUGUGCAAGACUGAGUACUAUAUCCGAUGAAGAUGUGAUACAAAAAUCGCGAAAAGAGGUAGAAGAUAACGAUUUGCAAACUGCGCUGAAUAACAGCAGACAAGGUGCGCCUAGAGGCACUUCAAGUAGUAGUAGUUCCUCCACCACUGUUCCAGUUCCAGAGAACACGACUCAAACAGACCGAAUAUUGCCUAGUGAUUCAUUCACACAAAGCGACGUCGACGGGUUAGUAGCUUUAGGAUUUACAAAGCAGCAAGUGUUCUUCGAACUUCGCAGAUUUAACGGAGACAAGACGCAAGCGACUGCCGCCCUUUUUGCAAAAUCUCUAGUUUUUUAAUAGGUUAGUAAUCUUUUUUCAUGGAUGUAUUGUGAAUUUCGUAAGUGUACUUUUUGUAUUGUCAGAUUUUUCAUUUAGUUUGGAAUAAGUUACAAGAGUGAUUCAACUAGUGUGAGGAUAAAAGCGGGCUUUUUAUAUUUAGCCAAAUCGUCGGCAGUCCAUUUGCAAUAUGACUCAGGGAUGUGAAAUCUGAAUAUUGAGAUUUCCUGGUCAUUUAGCCUAAUACACUCUAUUACGUGGGGUUGGUUGUAUCUUAUAUUUACAGCAAUAAAAGCAAUUUGUUUUACCA